UUGGAAACGGGUUUUAUCAAUUCGAAAAAAAUCCCGGAGUAAAUAUAUUUCACGGAGUUAAUUGUUGUAUGGUCACGUGACACAAAUAUGGUGGAUGACAUGCAACCGGAUGGCAAGCAACAAGUUCAAACAAUUUUUGAAUUUGCAUAAAAUCUAGACUACUAGAUUGUAAAUAAAUUGUGUUUAUCAAUAAUUGUAUAUAUCAACAAUGUUUCUAACACGUGCACUUGAGAAAAUCUUGAGUGACAAGGAAAUAAAAAAGGCACAUCACUCCCAACUAAAGAAAGCCUGUGAGGUGGCACUUGAAAAAAUCAAGAAUGAUGGUCAGAGUAAAGCUGGUUCUGCCAAUGACCAAUCCUCAGCCUUGCCAAUGCCUAAACAAGCUGGUUUUGUGGAUGCUGACAAGUAUUUCACACCGUUUGAGCUGGCUUGUCAGUCUAAAUCACCAAGGAUUGUCAACAUUACCUUAGAUUUCCUGCAGAAAUUGAUAGCAUAUGGUCACAUGACAGGAAAUACGCCGGAUAGUACAACACCAAAUAAGAGACUUAUAGAUCGUAUUGUGGAGACAAUAUGUGGAUGUUUUCAUGGACCACAAACAGACGAGGGUGUGCAAUUACAAAUCAUAAAGGCAUUACUAACAAUAGUUACCUCCAACACAUGUGAAAUACACGAAGGAACAGUUUUACUGACUGUCCGCACAUGUUACAAUAUUUACUUAGCCAGUAAAAACCUUGUAAAUCAGACCACAGCGAAGGCCACGCUGACACAGAUGCUGAAUGUUAUAUUUACAAGGAUGGAAAACCAAGCGGAGGAUGUAAUUAAAGAGAGGGAAAGAUCAGAAAGUCAAAUGUCUCAUAGUACAGAGGGCGAGAUUUCCGGCACACCAGAGGCACCGAGAUCUGUAUGUGAUGGUGAAGAAGGAGAACAUAACCAGUCUGUUAUAUCUGAGGCAGAUUCUUCCAGUGAAAACCAGUCUAAUGUCACUAUAACAGAAGAUGAUGAAACCCCGGAGAGUAUUGCAAAGCAAGUUUUAGAUGGAAUUAUAUGUCAAGUCACGGGAGAUGUGGGACAAGCUGAUGGUCCCCCAGAAACUGCUACUGGUGGAAGUGAUCCCCCAGGUAUAGAGGUAACUGCACCAAGGGAGAGGGCCGGCACGGGAGAGAGUGGAGAUAUGCCUAGCCAAUCUAAUUCUAGUAAAACUGGAAGUUCACUUGCUGUAAACCGUCUAGUAGAUGAGGGAGAGGAGGGCGCGGAUGGUGGUGAAGUUGGACACGGUGCUUUCAGUCAUAUCCUGCAAAAAGAUGCAUUCCUUGUGUUCCGAAGUUUGUGUAAACUUUCCAUGAAACCACUGGGAGAUGGCCCACCUGAUCCAAAGUCACAUGAGUUGAGGUCAAAGGUCUUAUCACUAGAACUUUUACUGUCAAUUCUACAAAAUGCUGGCCCAGUUUUCCGCACCAAUGACAUGUUCAUUAACGCCAUCAAGCAGUACCUGUGUGUGGCACUGUCCAAGAAUGGGGUCAGCUCUGUUAUUGAAGUGUUUGAGCUUUCAUUGGCUAUAUUCCUGACCCUGCUUGCCAACUUUAAACAACAUCUUAAAAUGCAGAUAGAGGUAUUUUUCAAGGAAAUAUUUUUGUAUAUUUUGGAGACUCCUAGCAGCUCCUUUGACCAUAAAUGGAUGGUAAUUCAGGCUUUGACAAGAAUAUGUGCAGAUGCCCAAUGUGUUGUUGACAUCUAUGUAAACUAUGACUGUGAUUUAUCCCUUGCUAAUAUAUUUGAACGUUUGGUGAAUGAUCUUUCCAAAAUUGCACAAGGGAGACAAUCUCUUGCAGUUGGUGUGACACCAACACAAGAACAGAGUAUGCGCCUCAAGGGACUUGAGUGUCUUGUUUCUAUACUGAAGUGUAUGGUGGAAUGGAGUAAAGAUUUAUAUGUAAAUCCACACUUCCAGUCCAACCUAGGUCAGGACAGUAAACCAUCUCCGGAGUCAGAUUCGGACUCCGGUAAAGGCACGUUGAACAGUUAUGAUAGUACCAACUCUCUCGAGUCUAAUGGCAGCUCUUUAAACACGUCUGCAGUGGUCCAUGACAGUCCGGAACAGUAUGAGGUGCUGAAACAACAGAAGGAGAUCAUGGAACAUGGUAUAGAACUAUUUAACAAGAAAGCAAAGAAAGGUGUGCAGUAUUUACAAGAUCAGGGUUUACUAGGCACAUCACCAGAUGAUAUUGCCGAGCUCUUUCACAGCGAUGACAGACUUGAUAAGACUAUAGUUGGAGACUACCUAGGAGAAAACGAGAAAUUUAACAAGGAGGUGAUGUAUGCAUAUGUUGAUCAGUUAAACUUUGCUGAGAUGGAUUUUGUAUCAGCAUUGAGAAGAUUUCUCGAGGGUUUUAGAUUACCUGGUGAGGCACAGAAAAUUGAUCGAUUGAUGGAAAAGUUUGCAUCUAGAUAUUGCGAGUGUAACACCAAUAGUGAAAUAUUUGCAAGUGCUGACGCAGCCUAUGUCUUGGCGUACUCUGUUAUCAUGUUAACGACAGACUUACACAGUAGUCAGAUUAAGGACAAGAACAAGAUGACAAAAGAACAGUAUAUAAAGAUGAACAGAGGGAUAAAUGAUAGUAAAGAUUUACCGGAGGAAUAUCUCUCUGCCAUCUAUGAUGAAAUUGCAUCUAACGAAAUCAAAAUGAAAGCCAUAGGUGUACAGAGGUCCUCUUUUUCUCACAGGGAUAUCACCAGUGACAAACAUAGACGUAUGUUGUAUAACACAGAGAUGGAACACAUGGCAAUGGCUGCCAAGGUUCUCAUGGAGAGUGUCAGCCAUGUUGAAUCUAACUUCAUGAGUGCAAAACACCAGGAACAUGUCAGACCUAUGUUUAAGAUGGCGUGGACACCAUUUCUGGCAGCAUUUAGUAUCGGUUUACAGGACUGUGAUAAUUCACAAAUUGCCUCUCUUUGUCUAGAUGGUAUCCGAUGUGCCAUACGUAUUUCAUGUAUAUUCCAUAUGGAGUUGGAACGGGACGCAUAUGUUCAAGCACUCGCACGAUUCACACUGCUGACCGCAGCUUCUCCGAUAACCGAGAUGAAAACUAAAAAUAUAGACACAAUCAAAACUCUAAUCUCUGUUGCACAUACUGAUGGGAAUUAUCUGGGCAAAUCGUGGUUAGAGGUAUUAAAGUGUAUAUCCCAGCUAGAGCUGGCUCAGUUAAUUGGGACAUCAGUCAAAACCAAAUAUAUCCCGUCACAUAAACGAGAGAAAUCUAAUGGUGGUACAGCCUAUCAUAUAGAGGCUUUUGAUCCUGAAGCCAUUGCUAAAGGAGGUUUUGGCUCUAAGACGCUGGCCAACUUCCAGGAGACUAUGGGUGAAACAAGUUCACAAAGUGUCGUGGUAGCUGUUGAUAGAAUCUUUACAGGAUCAGUGAAACUUGAUGGAGAUGCUAUAGUUGAGUUUGUGAAGGCGCUGUGUCAGGUGUCAGUAGAGGAAUUAGCCAACCAUAGCCGACCUAGAAUGUUCAGUCUUACGAAGAUUGUCGAGAUAUCCUACUACAACAUGGGACGUAUCAGGCUACAGUGGUCCCGUAUAUGGCAGUAUCUUGGCGACCAUUUCAAUAAGGUGGGAUGUAACCAGAAUGAAGAUAUUGCCUUCUUCGCAAUUGAUUCCUUGCGGCAGUUAUCUAUGAAGUUUAUCGAGAAAGGUGAAUUUGCCAACUUCAGGUUCCAGAAAGAUUUUCUCAGGCCCUUUGAACAUAUCAUGAAAAGAAAUAGGUCACCAACUAUACGUGACAUGGUUGUGAGAUGUGUGGCUCAGAUGGUGAACUCGCAGGCAGCCAAUAUAAAAUCUGGCUGGAAGAAUAUAUUCAGCGUGUUUCAUCUGGCGGCCUCCGAUCAGGAUGAGGGCAUUGUAGAACUUGCAUUCCAAACUACCGGCAAAAUUAUAUCAUCUGUUUUUGACAAACAUUUUGCGGCUGUAAUGGAUUCAUUCCAAGAUGCUGUCAAGUGUCUAUCAGAGUUUGCGUGUAACGCUGCAUUCCCAGACACCAGCAUGGAGGCUAUACGACUGAUCCGUAACUGUGCAAAAUAUGUGGCAGAAAAACCCCAUAGAUUUAUACAUUUAGAAAUUGAAGCCAAUACAAAGGAUAUGGAUUAUGCUCUGAUGUUCAAAGAGCACACUGGGGAUGAUCUGAACGUACCAGAAUCUGAUCGUGUCUGGGUGAAGGGCUGGUUCCCUGUAUUGUUUGAGUUAUCUUGUGUGAUAAAUAGGUGUAAACUUGAUGUAAGAACAAGGGGUCUAACAGUGAUGUUUGAGAUAAUGAAGACCUACGGUGAAUCAUUCGAGCCCCAUUGGUGGCGAGACUUGUUCCGAAUUGUUUUUAGAAUCUUUGAUAACAUGAAAUUGCCAGAAGCGCAAAAUGAAGAUGAUUAUUAUGUUCAGAAAUCUGAAUGGAUGACGACAACAUGUAACCACGCACUAUAUGCCAUCAUAGAUGUGUUUACACAAUAUUAUGAUGUUCUACAUACAUUAUUAUUGGAUGAGCUUUACCAGCAACUUAUCUGGUGUGUCCAGCAAG
Ruditapes philippinarum (Manila clam) is the source of this 4562-nucleotide messenger RNA. Its product is annotated as brefeldin A-inhibited guanine nucleotide-exchange protein 1-like. The transcript is spliced from 35 exons. Gene Ontology annotation, biological process: regulation of ARF protein signal transduction. The annotation marks the transcript as partial. NCBI's taxonomy places the organism in Eukaryota, Metazoa, Mollusca, Bivalvia, Venerida, Veneridae. The record is from RefSeq and is a predicted model, not a curated record. Gene Ontology annotation, molecular function: guanyl-nucleotide exchange factor activity.